Plectropomus leopardus (leopard coralgrouper) is the source of this 1480-nucleotide messenger RNA. The record is from RefSeq and is a predicted model, not a curated record. Lineage: Eukaryota; Metazoa; Chordata; Actinopteri; Perciformes; Serranidae.
CACGUUGAGUCCGCCACCAUGUCGUCCAAAAAGAAGCAGAUCAACGAUGAGCGCUUUCUCCGGGUGCAGAAGGACCCCAGAUUCUGGGAAAUGCCCGAAAAAGAGCGCAAGAUCAAGAUCGACAAGCGUUUCCAGUCCAUGUUCCACGACAAGCGUUUCAAGGUGAAGUACACGGUGGACAAACGCGGACGCCCCGUCAACCAGACCUCCACCGAGGACCUGAAGCGCUUCUACAACGUCUCCGACUCCGAGGACGACGAAGACGAAGGUGAGGAGGACGUGAGGAGCAAGAAGGCGGCAGAGGGCAAGAAGAAGAAAAACGAGAAGAAGAGCGACGGAGAGGUGAAGAGAGGAAAAGGCGGGAAAGGAGAGCCGCCUGAACGAGGCGUCAGAGUCUUCGAAGAAGACGAUGAAGAUGAGCAGCAAACUUUAGAGGAGGAGGAUGUCGACCUCGGAGACGACGUCACAGAUGGCAGCGAGGAGGAGGAGGAGGAGGAUGAUGAUGAUGAUGAUGAUGAUGAUGCAGAGGAGGAGAGCGAUGUGAGCGGAUCAGACGAGGAGGAGUCUGGUCUGGACUCGGAGGAGGACAGCGACAGCGGUCCAGAUCUGGCCAGAGGGAAGGGAAACAUCGAGACCAGCUCGGACGAAGACGACGAUGACGACGAUGUGGACGCCAUCCUGAGGAAGGAGGAAGAGGAGAUCGAGCACGACUGGGGGGAGCUGGCCAAAGACGCUCCACGAAGCGACGAGGUUUCUGCCCGACUGGCCGUCUGUAACAUGGACUGGGACCGGAUGAAAGCCAGAGACCUGCUGGCUCUGUUCAGCUCCUUCGUCCCUAAAGGAGGAGCUGUGCUGUCAGUCAAGAUCUACCCGUCGGAUUUUGGGAAGCAGAGGCUGAAGGCGGAGGAGACUCAGGGACCGCUGGAGCUGCGAGCUCUGCCCGACGACUCGGAGGACGACACCGAGGAGGACAGGUAACACGCAACUUCUGCUACUGCAGUAAAAGUAGUGAUACUACAGUGUGGAGAAGUAAAAGUACUGCAUUUGAAAGUAUUAACAAGAGUCUAACUUUUCAGGACUGAUACCAAAUAUUAGUUUCUAAUGAGACCGAUGAUUGAUGUUAGGGACCGAUGACUGAUUUUAGGGACCGAUGAUUGAUUUUAGGGACCGAUGACUGAUUUUAGGGACCGAUGACUGAUGUUAGGGACCGAUGAUUGAUGUUAGGGACCGAUGAUUGAUGUUAGGGACCGAUGACUGAUUUUAGGGACCGAUGAUUGAUUUUAGGGACCGAUGACUGAUUUUAGGGACCGAUGACUGAUGUUAGGGACCGAUGAUUGAUGUUAGGGACCGAUGAUUGAUGUUAGGGACCGAUGAUUGAUUUUAGGGACCGAUGAUUGAUUUUAGGGACCGAUGUGCAUUUACAAAACUCGAUGAAUGUUUUUCCAAAUUUAUAAUUCGGAAAAAAAAAUUCCAACACAAA